GGAAAGGAUAUUAGGGUUCAAUGAGUAUACUUCAGGGAAGUCCAACAAAGGGAGAAAGAGAGAGAGAGAGGCACUAAAUGGCUUCCAGAGCAAAGAGACAGAAUGGGGACCAGCGUACUCUCCCUGAGCUGAGAAUCAUCCUCCUGGGGAGGGAUUGGCUGGAGAAGAGUCAAACAGGAAACACCAUCCUGGACAGGAAGCUGUUUGACACCAGGAGGGACGUGGAGAUGUGUGUGAGGAGACAGAGUCUAGUGGACGGCCGGCAGGUCACUGUGGUCAACACAUCAGACAGAUGCAUCCAGUACUCCAUGCAGGACCCUCUCCUUGUCCACCGUAACAUAGAAGCCAGCAUAUCCAUGUGUCAACCAGGUCCCCAUGCCUUUUUCAUGGUCAUCCCUUUGAACUCACGCAAAGGCAGGGAAUGGACAGUAGAGGGCCCCCUCAAGCUUCUCAACCACAUACUCUGGAGACACAUGAUGGUAGUGUUUACCCAAUGUGAGAAACUCAGGGGAAUGUCACUAGAGGAACACAUAGCGAGACAUGGGUUUCUCCAGGAGAUGGUGGAGAAGUGUGGGCAUAGGUACCAUGCUUUAAACACUAGGGCCAACACAUGGGGCAAUGAUGUCACUCACGUCCCAGAGCUGCUGAGGAAGAUAGAUGAGAUGGUGGCAGGUGGUCCUGGUUAUGUUGUCAUGAAUGAGAGGUUUUCAAUGGCAAUUGAAGUUAAGAGGAUGGCAGAGAAGGAGAGGGCGAGCUUGAGACGGAUGACGGUUCAGAGACAGAGGGAAACACUCAGAUCUCUGCUCAGGGUCCCACCAACUAUCUGA
This is a messenger RNA of Salvelinus namaycush (lake trout), 827 nucleotides long. Its product is annotated as GTPase IMAP family member 4-like. NCBI's taxonomy places the organism in Eukaryota, Metazoa, Chordata, Actinopteri, Salmoniformes, Salmonidae. Bases 78 to 827 code for a protein of 249 amino acids. The transcript has 3 exons. The record is from RefSeq and is a predicted model, not a curated record. Gene Ontology annotation, molecular function: GTP binding.